This is a messenger RNA of Leptopilina boulardi, 2822 nucleotides long. RefSeq lists its product as uncharacterized. Bases 653 to 2542 code for a protein of 629 amino acids. Gene Ontology annotation, cellular component: membrane. NCBI's taxonomy places the organism in Eukaryota, Metazoa, Arthropoda, Insecta, Hymenoptera, Figitidae. Gene Ontology annotation, molecular function: glutamate-gated receptor activity. The record is from RefSeq and is a predicted model, not a curated record. The transcript is spliced from 8 exons.
UUAUAAUCAAUUUACGCAACACUCAUCACAUUCGUUAUUGAAAUUCAAAAAAUGAACAAUUAUUUACUUUCCAAUUAAAAAUCAUUAUUUAAUAAACAGUAUUGUACUUUAUUUAUUUUUAUUUAAAAAAAAAAGUUUAAAUUAAUUACAAAUAUUAUUUUUUUCUCUAUAUUUUUCGAAUACGAAAAAAAAAUUAAAUAAUAAUAAGAAUAAAUUAAAAUAAAAAAAAAUUAAAGUAACAAUCAAUAAUAGAAGAGAUUAUCGAAAAAUAUAAAAUAAAAUAUUUAUUUCGACUCAUUAUAGGCAAAAAAAUAUCUAAAUCUCGGGAUCAAAUUAAAAAAAUAAAAAUGAGAGAUACAAAUAUAGAUUGUAUAGUUACGAAUGGAUUUCUUAUUAAAUAAACAAAAAAAAAAAAAAAAACAUUUCCUUUAUAAAAAAAAAUGAACAAUAAAAAUCUCAGAAUACCUACUGCAGUUACAUUAAAACUAUUCAGAGUCGACGUGAUAAAUUAUAUUUUUAGAAAUAAUAUUCAAAUGUGAACAAAGUUUUUUAAAACCAUAAUCAAAAGAAAAAGUUUAAUAAUUUUUUUGUGUACUAUAUAUAUAAAAAGAAAAUUUUAUAGUUUAAGGAAUUUAAAAAAUAUAAAGGAACAAUGAAAAUAAUUUUGGUUGUGAUGUUGAAAAUUGUUUUUACAAUCGUAACAGCAACCGAUUCAAUGUUAACUACAAGGGAUUAUGCAAAUCUUAUUAGCGAUAUUCAUAAUUCCACUAAUUCCUCUUCAGUGUCUCUAAUACAUUUUACCAAGGAAGGAAAUUUAAUGCAAAAGAAUUUAAUUUUCCAAAUACAAGUGCUACUUUUUAAAAAGAACAUUCCUGUUUCGGAUAUAAAUUUACGUAUUAUAUCAAAUUUAACUGACAAUAGAUUUCAUAAUUUUAAAGGAUUAAGAAAAGACAAAUAUGCGAUGAGUGUUUUUAUUUUAGCUUAUAUAAACGAUUUUGACGAAAUGAAGAAAUACAUAAAAUUAUUAAGACGAACUGAAGUUAUCAAUUUUGUUAUAUUUAUGGAACAUUAUGGAAAAAUUUAUACAAAUAUCUGUUUAAAUCCAAUUGAAAAUCCAUUUGGAUUAAGUGAAGGUGUUUCAAUUCUAGUCAAGUGUGGGAAAAAUGUUACAAUUCAAGAAUGGCACUCCAUUAAUGACACAUCAAUUAAAAUUAUACCAAGAGCAACUUGGGAACCUAAAAGAAGUCCAAGAUUUAAUGAAAUAUCCAGCAAAUUAUUGAUUGGCAAUAGAAAAACACUUAUGGAAAAAGUUUUACGUACUGCAAUAAUAAAAGAAUCUAAAACUAUUGGAGAAUAUUUUCCAAAAUUAAUAAAAGCUUUUGAAAAAGUGGGAAAUUUCCAAUUUAAUAUAAUUAAAGAAGAAGAGGAGCAUGGAAUUUUCUAUGAAAAUAACAAAACUUGGAGUGGUGCAAUAGAAUUAAUUAUUAACAAUGAAAUUGACAUAGCACUAGGAUGGUUUAGCUAUUUACCAGAAGGAUUAUCUGUUGUUGAUUAUACUGUAACAAUUGAUAGAGCAGAGUACGUUAUUCUUAUAAAAACACCAGAAAUUAAAGUACGUGUUUCAUGGACUGGAUAUUUUCAGCCUUUUACCAUUUCAGCUUGGUUAGCAUUAUUAUUAUUCUUUAUAAUAAUUCAAAUGAUUAGUGUAUUUUUCAACAAUAACUCCAUCAUUCAUUUUCAAGAGACAUAUGAUGCUGAUAGUGUUUUUCAUAUUUGCAGAAUUCUUCUGCAUCAAGAUUUGCCAAGUAUUUCACGUGUGACACCACUGAGGAUAUUUUACAUUUCUAUUAUUAUUUUUUCAUUUUAUAUUUGGUCCAUCUAUUCUGCUAUUUUUGCCAGUAAGUUAACGAUUAUUGACACAAAUGUACCAUUUAAAACAUUGGAAGAAUUUACUCGAGUGAAAUCACAUAAAAUGAUCGUUUUUCAAGAUACGUCAAAUUAUUACAAAAUAAAAAAAGCUCAAUAUUCACCUUUAAUGGAAGCAAGAGAGUUACUUGUGAAUGAUGAUCAAUUACCAAAAACAAACGAGGAUGCUAUAGAAAUGGUUUGCAAUAAAGGAAUGGCUCUUUUUACAGACGACAUGUUUCUAGCAAUAGCUUAUAAUAACAGCAUUCCCAAUAUUUGUCCAAUGGUAACAAUUGGAACAAAUGAAUUUGAUUCCUUUGCAUUAGUUUUAAAUAAAAAUAGCCCUUUCACCUCACCAAUAAAUAAUUAUUUGAGGUCAUUUUUAAAUAAUGGUAUAAUGUCACGCAUGAAGCGUAUACUUGCCGAAAGUAUACCGACUUAUUUGAAAAAUGAAUCUGAAAACAAGUACAAAGCUGUUGAAUUUAUGGAUAUAGUGAUACUUUUAACAAUUUUGAUUGCCAGCGCUUUUGCUUCUGUUGUAAUAUUAUUUUUUGAACGACUCUAUUUUCAUUUUCGAAGAGCAAAGGGGCCGUCCAUAAACCACGUAGCCAGUUUAGGGGUAUUAAAAAGUGUGUAAAAGCAUAUUUAAGAGCAUUUAAUUUAUUGAAAAAAUCAUUAGUAUAAAUUAUUUAUUAUUAUUUUAUUAUUAUUUAUUAUUAUUAGUAUAAAAAAUUAAAAUUCCUUAUGUGUUCUUAAAUUGAAUUUUCUUUAUUGGAAAUUGUUAUCUAUUCAAUAGAAAUACAUUUUUAAAUAAGUAAAAAAAACUACGUUCUACCAGUGGAGGGGGGGGGGGGUUAUAGCGAAAGUCCCCCCAAAAGAAAUAAAAAAUAUUAACAUUUUUCAAACAAAAUCUAAUC